AUGGUCUCCAAGCGGCACAAGUCACAUCCAGAUCUGCCUGUCCCGGUCCCCAACUUCCCACUGUCGUCGCCAAUCAGCGAGGAAAUCUCGAGCCCGUCCUGCUCAUCCGAGGACCGAGAUCUAGAAAGGAACAGGCCCUUUGACUUCUUGGUUAAAGCUACAAAACAGAAAGAGUCCAAGUCUGGGAAAGGCGCGAGUCGCUCACCUAACCUCUCGCGUCGAGACCGACAUGCUGGAGAUAAUACUCGCAUCCCGAGCAUCCGGGGCAUCACAAAGAAAAAGAAGAAUGCCGCAAAGCCCUUGGGACUCAAUCUAAUCACGGACUUCUCACUGACUAGUCCCAAGAAACGGCCCCAGGAUACUGCCGCCCCCUUCGUGGACUUGAAUGACCUGAAGCAGUUGUCCAAGGUGCGGGAAAAGGAGCGAUCUGCCCAGAGAGCCAAGGAUGUUGUCAAGAAGAGGACCUCGCGGGGGUUUCAGCGGCUGCCUGAUGAGAAUGGGCAGUCAAGUAACGAUGCUGUGUCCCUGGAUCCCAAGUCACAAAACCCGUUCAGCGACAAUGCUGGUCAUGAACUCUCGCCCUCGGACCGCCAUGUCAUGAUCGGACUGAGUGUGCCGCGCAGCGAGUCCCUAGACAGAUCUCGAGACCUCGACAGUACAGGCGAUUUGAAUGCGCCGCCCACUCCGUCCAUUAUUAUCACCCCAGCCUGUGAGGAUACGCCCUGGUCGACGUCGAGUCCCGAGGCCCAGCGUCCUAGGGCUACAUCCAGCAUUUACUCUCAACCCACCCCACGGCUAUGGCAGAACGAGUCUGAUAUCCCGCCUGUACCUGCCAUCCCAGCGGUACACUCGGGGACAAGAACUAACACUACUGAUACCGAUCUCCUCAAGUCUCAGAAUUCCUCUGCAGCCAAGAAGCAACGUCCAGUCUCUACCAGCACCGAGUUCGAGGAAGAUAGCCCGCAGCGACAGACACCUUCAGACGAAAAUGGCCGGACUCCGCUCAGUCCACUGAGCGUCAACACCGAGACCAACAGACCCCAAUCACAAGGAUGGUGGACGUACCUCCUCUCGCCGCUCCUCAAACACUCCAGCCCACUCACAAGCAAAAAGUCACCCACCAGCCCCGGGUUCCCUCCAACCUCAUCUCCCAUAACACCAGCCACGCAAGCACCAACCAAGGAAUGGUGGCAGAAAGAGAAAGAAGUGUCCUGCUUCUCACCCGACACCCCCGAAACCGUCGCCCCGACUCGCUGGCCCGAUGACAACACAAAUGUCGAGCAGUCGCGGUCCCUGGGUAUCACCAAUGACGAGCCCAUGCCCGCUGCAACGACUGCAACGAACCGCCAGACCACCAUGUCGUUCAUGUUUCCCGGUCGUCCGAUCCAGGGCCACGCGGCCGAGUACUACCAGGCGUGUGCGCAUGAGCUUUUCAGCAGGACACCUUAUUUCGAGUGUUUCAACCACAUCUGCUCUCUCACUCCGGCCAAUACCACUGUCAUCAAUGAGACUUGUGCCGCGGCUGGCGUGCCUAGUGAUCGGGGCUUGGCUCUUGUCGAGGUUGAUCCCCCCUCCACUACUCAAAUUUAUAAGAGCCAGGCCGGGCUUACUGGGACUGGAAAUCUGGGCACAGAGGCACACGGGUUGCUAAUUGAUGUUGACUCACCUGUGCAUGGGACCACGCGUGGUACUGCUGCUACCGCUACUAGAGAUGCCCCGUCACCCGUCUCUGAUACCGAUUCCGAAUGGUGGGCGUCGCCUGUGCUUGAUCAGAAGGAGAAGGCGUCCGAAAUGUCUGAGAAACCGAAACCUACUGAGAAAAGCUUGCCUGAGUUGCCGCUGUCUGCGAAGGAGCCUGUUUCGCAACCUCCUUCUCAAGAACCAGCUCCUGCGCCAUCUACGGAAACGUCUGAGAAACAACCGCCAGCUCCUGUUCCUGUCCCUGCUCCUGCUCCAUCUCCUCCCGCUCCCCAUGCUUCCUCUGCUCCUCCUGCCGCUCCCAUUCCUGUUGCGCCUCCAGCGCACCUUGUUCCUCCUGCUCCUGCUCCUGCUCCUCCAGAACCUCCUGCUCAGCCUGCCCAGCCGGCUCAACCUGCUCCUCCACAAAUCAUUUACAACAUUGCACCACCAGCAAACAACUUCCCCUAUCCCGUACCACCUGCGCCAGUUCCGCAGACGGCUGUUACAGCGGAGAGAGCCGUGUCGCAAUACGUCGCCAUCUUCCCUCCUCACCAAGGCACACAGCAAGCCGUGCCAGCUCCGGUAGCACCACAGCCAGAUCCACCUGCCAAACUCCAAGACUCUGCUCAAGGAUCGGAAUCGCCCAAAGCGCUACCAAUACCGCAGCAGCCAGCAGCACACCCACAAGGCCCAGGAUGGCGACAACUGCAACAGGCACCUCCGCCCGCGACUGAGCCAAUAUCUCCCGGUUUCCAGCACGCAGCAGGAGGAGAAGGAUCAAUGCCGCUGUCAGAAAUGCAUGCCCCGGCGCCUGCAUACACGCAAUUUCCCCGAGAUGCUCCCCUCCCGCCGCGAUAUGAUCUUCAUUCCGCGCCACGGGCCGCGGUGAUGAAUCCCACAGGCCAAAGAGGACCGGUGGAGGCCCGACGCCAGCGACUAGAAAGAGAAGAUGCCGUUGGUCGGAAAAUCGGCGGUCUGUGGCGCGGACGGGGUCCUGUCAGCAAGAAGGGAUGCUUUGGGCGUCCAGGACGAGAGGGCCGGCUGCGACGAAGAUGGUAUUUUGCCAUUGCGAGCUUCUUUCUCAUUAUCGUAAUUCUGGCCAUUGUGCUGGCAAUUACGUUAACCAAGAAGGGAGCUGCCAUGCCUGUUGAAUCGAGAUGGCUCAAUUUGACGGGCUACCCGCCUAUGCCAACGGGCGUUUCAACCAUUGCUGGGACUGAUACGCGGGUUUACAAGUCGAGCUGCAUUAAGCCCUCGUCUCUGUGGAGCUGUGCACUCCCUCCGGACGAACACGCCCACAACAAGCCCUACAAUGCCGAUGAGCCUAGUUUCCGGGUUGAGAUCCGGUUCCGCAACGGGACCUAUGACCAUAGCACCGAGACUGGAAGCCCGAAGUCUGCACGACAGUUGCACGCCAGAGAUGAAAGUAGCGUAUUCAAGGCAUCGCCCUCGCCUCCCAGCGUGGCAGAUCAAAAGUUCCUCGGCAACACGACAGACAGCAAUGCCGAGCCCUACGCCGGCGAAGAGACGCCCUUCUACAUGACCAUUCUCUCGCCCGUGCCUCUCUCCUCGACAAAGGUCUUCCGCCGCUCCAAAGACAACACCUUCCCCAAUUUGACCGCCAUCAUCCCCGCCCCAAGCGAGAACUCCGACGGCACAGCCGCCGCAGCAACUCUCUACCCACUCCCCGAAUCGCAGCCCGUCCGGCUGUUCGACCGAGGGAAGUCGACUGAGCACUACGGGUUCUACACGUACUUUGACAAAUCCAUAUUCCUGGAAUCUCUCGCAGCCCUAAACGGCAGUUCGGGUGACAAUAGCCCCAGCGACGCCGACGGUGGUUCCAGCAAGAAAGACGCCCGCACACGCUGCACCUGGUCGCAGACGCGGUUUCUCGUCCAGAUCUGGACGCAGCCUGUACAGCUUGGUCGGGAGUUGGUAUCUGCUAGCUACGGUAACAGCAGCAGCAGCAGCAGCAGCACAGUUUCUGCAACCUCGACCUCAGCCUCUGGAUCGAAAUCCUCUUCGUCGGCUACGAACUUUACGCGGCCCGGUUCGUUCCCUUACCCGAUUACCAUCACGCUGGACCGACAUGGCGGGUCCCAGAAAAAGAAGCUGGUGUAUUGCUAUGGAGUCGAGGAGGACGGUCAUUUCAAUAUCACGAAUAAAAAGCUGCAGAUCGAGGAGCGGGGCAUCGGCGGGACACUGGUAAAUCCUGCUUCGGGGAUAUUCGAUAACCUUGGUGAUGACUCGUCAUCCUCGUCUUCGUCUAAUGGUUCGACAUGGGGUGGAACUGAUGGUGGGACUGGGGGUUGUGAGUGCCAAUGGACGAACUGGGUAUCCAAAGAUUAG
This is a messenger RNA of Penicillium alfredii, 4029 nucleotides long. RefSeq lists its product as uncharacterized. Bases 1 to 4029 code for a protein of 1342 amino acids. NCBI's taxonomy places the organism in Eukaryota, Fungi, Ascomycota, Eurotiomycetes, Eurotiales, Aspergillaceae. The record is from RefSeq and is a predicted model, not a curated record. The transcript has a single exon.